AUCUGUUAAGAGUUGGGCCACGAGUCAUUAACUCCCCUCUACUUCCACGUUGUGUGUGUGUGUGUGAAUGUUAAGCUUGCUUCCCAUGAUAGUCUAAUCCAGGAAAUCAGAGAAACCCUAUGGCAGGAAUGGCAGGAUGCAAGAAACCUGUGGGCCAGGUCUGAGGUAAUGCAGUCUGAUUGUAUUUAGGUGAAGCUUGUUGAAAUCUGUGCAGAACUGGCUGGAGUAAAAUGAUGUCUGAGAGGGUCUAAACUGGUGCACAAGAAGUGUCUGAUGCAGUUCCCAAGGGAGGACUACUUCUAUGGAUUGCUUCAAUGGUUCUGUUCUGCUGGAUGCUGAGACAGCCACUUGGCCAUUUUGUGUACUGAACCAACAGGCAAAUUAAGGAGUUACCACAGAAAACUGGGUUUCUCUACACAAUGAGGAAAGACCAUGUUGGAUCACUAGGACAUUCUUUGGGGUACCACUUAGUAAAAGUUAAUAGAAAACUAAAAUAACCCAAUAAAGGCAAUAACACUGAGGAUUCAGACUCCCAAGGAAUGAAGGUUGAAUGUAAAUAACCCCAUCCAGCUGGAGUGAUGAAAAGGGAAUGUGGACUAGGUAUGGAAGAAAGUUGUAAUGUUAGCUAUGGCCUUGUGCUCAAUUGCAGGGUAAGGAGGAGCUGGAGACUAGGAGUUAUUCUGACACAUCUGUAGAGUGGUAGAUAUAAUGGUGGGGGCAUGGUGAUGUUUCAGUUUUCUUGGAGAGGUAAGAAGCUAGAUGUACCUUAAUAAAAUGCAAAUCUGGUUUUCUUUUCUAUCUUGGUCUGAGGAAGAUUGAACAUGAUCUGAGAGAGUGUAUCUUCUCAUAUGUCUGCAUAUGGUUAGGUCACAGAAGUCAAAUCCUUGUUAGCUUCAGGUUUCUUUCUCCUGGGUGUGUUUAUGGGGAAUUAGGUUGUAGUGAGAGAUUCUGCCACCCUGGGAAUCUUUCCAACAUGUAUCUUUCUUGGUAGUACCCUGAUGGCUUCUCAUUGCCCAGAGGGUAAAAGCCUAAACUACACUUGAAGUGAUUUUAGGAUAUUCACAGUCUUGCCCAUGCUUGUUUUUAUGGCUUCUGCAACCAUCCUGUUUUACCUCCCAAAAGGUAGGCCCCAGUCUCAUAGGACCACUGUCUGUUAAGUAGGCAGUGUUUAAGCAUCUAUACAUGAGCUUCUCUCCAACCCCACCUUCCCCCCAGAGUAUAGUUAGGUGCGAUCUGUGACUAAUCAAUCACUGCUCAAGGACUCUGAGAGCAUUUGUCCUGAGAAAUCCUGGGUAAUUACUUUGUCUUCCAGGAGUUCCUCUGGGAUCUAGCCUCCUCUGGGAUUUAGGGCCCCUUAGGCCCAAGAAUGUGUAGAAUGGGAGAUAUGAGAAGGGAUGUUAUAGAUGCAGGUGACAACUCCAGAGGUUGUUCCUUCACACACCUUAGUGAAUGAAGGGGAGCCUAGUCUCAGGCCAGGAUCCUGGAAUCACCAUCAGAUAGACUGGACCAGCAGAGUUGCAUUACCAAAUGUAAAAUUUGUGCAGACUGACAACUACUGAUUCACCAGAUCAAGAUGAAGCAUCCAUAAUUGAGCAGCUGAAGCCCAUAAGCCUGAUCCGUGGCUGCGGCCAGCUGCAAGUGCUGGCUGUGUGGUUUGUGAUUCCUGGUGAAAGUCUUGACACCAGAGAUGGGUCCCACUUGUUUCCCAGGGGAGAAAAAUUCUGAGAAAUUAGGUAUAUGAAACCUCAUUUGAUGCUUCUCUCUACUGUAAAACCAACCCAUUAUGUCCACAUGUAAAAAUUAUUAACAUGGCUCAAUUAAACAGCAUCAACAGGAUGGAAACCCCAGCAGUUGGACUUAGUUAUGUUUCUUUAGGGAAGGAACUUUCCACAUCCCUUUGGGCUCCUUUUUAGCUUUCUUCCUCAGCUCUGAGGCACACUCUGAGGUAUGGCUAUCUGGAGAACAACUAGAGGAAGGGGGUAGAAUUUAUCUUUAUCCCUUCCUUUUUCUCCCUUCAUUACCGAACCUCCCCAUCAGGUUUAUUUUUCACAGCAAUAUCAUCAUAUCCUGUGGGUAUCCACACAAGCAGAGAGUGACGGCGUGGAUGUAUGUACUGGGUUGUUUAUUCACAAUAAAGAGUGGUGUGGUUGAGGUAGUCUAAUAUUUUCUAGAAGUCUGAGGUUACAUCCAGGAAUUCUGCAAUAAAGUGUCAAAAACUAGUAAGAUCUUGUUCUGACAAGAUUUAGUAGAUAUAGAUAUUCUAACUUAACAGGAGUUUUCUGUCCUUCAGUUGAAGGAAUGAAUGUCUAAGCCUGAAGUACAGCCAAUAAAUGUUUAUGAAACAGCUACUUGGAGGCACUGUGCCAGGUGCUGGCCUUGCUGCAGCCUUGGCCUUUCUUGCAUGGGAUUGACAAUCCAGUAGGGAAGACAGUGAUGAACAAAUAAUCCCAAUGGGACUAAGUGCUGUGGGAACAAGCACAGGAUGCUGUGGAAAUAUAGCAGUGGGUUCUUUUCUGGUCUGGGAGAGAGGUUUAUGAGUUGAGCCUGGGUUUCUUUUGCCGAGAUGUGAGAGACUUGGAGGAGUGGAUUGGGAGAGGGGCAGGGUGAGAUUAUGAGUUUCAAUUGGGGACCUGUUGAGCUGAAGAUGCUUAUAAUAUUACACGAGGAAAUAAUCAUUAAACAAUUGAUGAUACAGUUCUGAAAGUGAUAGUUUUACCCAUGAGAUUUAUAUGGUAAUUGAUGACAUGGGAAUAUGCAGGCUUUUUAGGGCUGGACACAGAAAAUUAUAAGAAUAUAGUGUCUAAGAAAAAGCCCAAAGAAGCAACAAUAUAUAUGAUACCAUUAGAGAGAAACCAGUCACAGUUACUGAGAAUAUAUGCCCAGGGAAGUAUAAGAAGAACCAGUGGGAUCACACUGAAGAUGAAAUGAGAGUGUUUUAGAGGGGAGGGAAGAGUCAGUAUGGUUACAAGCUAAUUAAUGAAAAAUGAGAAAAUAAGUCUGAAAAGUGGCUUGGAUUUAGUGAUAUAUUUGUGGUGACAGAAAGUACCAUUACAAAUAAUGAGUAAAACCAAUUAUUGAAGAGCAACUAACAGACUACGAAUCACAGAAAUAUGUUUAUUUUUAUUCAGAUAUUUAAUGGACACUGUGACUUUUCCCUUAAGACACUGGACACAGAACAUGACUGGAAGAAAUCAAACUAUCAUCGCAUACUUCUUCCUCCAGGGCCUGCCAAUUGAGCCAGAGCAGAAAAACCUGUUCUAUGCCCUGUUCCUGGCCAUGUAUCUUACCACUGUCCUGGGGAACCUCCUCAUUAUUGUGCUUAUUCACCUGGACUCCCAUCUCCACAUACCCAUGUAUCUGUUUCUCAGUAAUUUGUCUUUCUCUGACAUUUGCUUCUCUUCUGUGACCAUUCCUAAAUUGUUACACAACAUGCAGAGCCAACACUCAUCCAUCCCCUAUGCAGGCUGCUUGGCCCAAAUGUACUUCUUCCUAUUUUUUUCAGACCUGGAGAGCUUCCUGCUUGUGGCCAUGGCCUAUGACCGCUAUGUGGCCAUCUGCUCGCCCCUGCACUAUGCCACCAUCAUGAGUCCCAAGCUCUGUGUUUCCCUGGUGGUGCUGUCCUGGGUGGUGACCACAUUGCAUGCCCUGUUACACACUCUUCUCAUGGAUAGACUGUGUUUUUGUGCUGACAACAAGAUCCUCCACUUUUUCUGUGACAUGUCUGCUCUGCUGAAGCUGUCCUGCUCUGAUACUCGAGUUAAUGAAUUGGUGAUAUUUAUCAUGGGAGGGCUUAUUCUUGUCAUCCCAUUCCUACUCAUCAUCAUGUCCUAUGCACGAAUUGUGUCCUCCAUCCUCAAGGUCCCUUCUGCUCGAGGCAUCUGCAAGGCCUUCUCCACCUGUGGAUCCCACCUGUCUGUGGUGUCACUGUUCUAUGGGACAGUUAUUGGUCUCUAUUUAUGCCCAUCAGAAGAUAACUCUACUGUUAAGGAAAUGGUAAUGGCUAUGAUGUACACUGUGGUGACCCCCAUGCUGAACCCCUUCAUUUAUAGCCUGAGGAACAGAGACAUGAAGGGAGCUGUGGGAAGAGUCUUUCUCAAAAAGAAAACUUCCUUCUCUGUAUGAU
Molecule: messenger RNA, 4123 nt
Organism: Phyllostomus discolor (pale spear-nosed bat)
Lineage: Eukaryota; Metazoa; Chordata; Mammalia; Chiroptera; Phyllostomidae
Product: olfactory receptor-like protein DTMT
Exons: 2
Coding region: 3136-4122 (328 amino acids)
Biological process (GO): G protein-coupled receptor signaling pathway
Cellular component (GO): membrane
Molecular function (GO): olfactory receptor activity; G protein-coupled receptor activity
Source: RefSeq, a predicted model, not a curated record